Molecule: messenger RNA, 1065 nt
Organism: Trypanosoma theileri
Lineage: Eukaryota; Euglenozoa; Kinetoplastea; Trypanosomatida; Trypanosomatidae
Exons: 1
Coding region: 1-1065 (354 amino acids)
Molecular function (GO): lipid binding
Source: RefSeq, a predicted model, not a curated record
AUGGCAGAUAACAUUCCUGUUCUCUUCGAUGAACAGUUAUGCAAGCGUCUUAUAAUGUUUCUCCCAGAGAAAUUACAAGAACGAGUGCGUUCAGGAUUGAAACUUGCAGAAGAGUUAUUUGCUAAUGAUCGACACUUUGAUGUUCAAUCAACCAUUAAUUCAAUACUUAAUAUGUGUACAGAAGUUUUAGUAUCAGUUGUAUCGCCAGAACCUGUGAUUGCUAAACCUACAAACUCUGUAGACGUCUUAGCCGCUGCUUCACCCUCUUCGCUUAGCAUCAACUUGUUUAUGAGCUUUAUUCGUGACUCUAAAUUGUACCGAGUCUCAUUAGAAAAGGUACAAAACUGCUCUCAGCUUCUUGAUGACAUUGCUGAUAAGAUACAUUGGAAAUUAGUAGAGUCCAGUGGUAUUAAUGACGAUGGUACCUAUUAUCGAUAUGAUGAAAAAACACAGGCGCAUUUAUUUAAAGUUAUUGGAGAAGUUCCGAACAGUAUUAUAUAUGUUUUGGGAGUGUUAAUGGAACCAGACCUUUAUACGGAAUGGUUUCCUUUUUGUUUUCAUGCCACAGUUCAAGGGGAAUUAACACGUUUCCAUAAGGCAUCUCAAUUAAUGAUUCGUGUACCAUGGCCUUUUACAAACCGCGAGAUAUUUCUAGAAGGAUUUGGGGUGGAUGAUCUUUCUUUGAAUAAACGUGUUAUUAUUGUUUCUCGUAGUCUUUGCGAGAAUCGUUCCUUACCACCUUGGGUUCAACUGCCCAAACCUAACCCGUACGUGCGGCUUGAGGUGGAGUAUGGUGGAUUUGUGGUAGAGGCACUUGACCCAUCGCGCUGUCGAAUUUCAUUUAUUAUUAAUCUUGAUCCAAAACUCCCACAUGCACCAAUGUGGUUGGUAAACUGGGCCUCAGGGAAACUUGUGCGGGGGAUUUUACGAGAGAUUAGUAGAGCAGCGAAACAAGCGGAAAGUGAGAAGAGUAAGUACGCUGAGAGACGACGUCAGCGACCUGAUAUCUAUACAUAUUUACAGGAACGUUUUUGUGAAGUCAAUAAACUUCACUUUUCCUGUUGA